Molecule: messenger RNA, 1112 nt
Organism: Daldinia decipiens
Lineage: Eukaryota; Fungi; Ascomycota; Sordariomycetes; Xylariales; Hypoxylaceae
Exons: 3
Coding region: 102-821 (239 amino acids)
Source: RefSeq, a predicted model, not a curated record
UUGAAUUAAAUACAGAUAUGCGAAAUCGUUGAUUUUGUAUGGGAAAUGGGUGGCCCCCACUAGGGUGGCCCCAGUAAGGGUGGUUUGACUUAUACGCCAUAAUGAUGAAAAGGGGAGCCCCUAAGCCGGGAGACAACCUUGGCUGCCAACUCAUACUCGACUCCUUCGGCUUCAUGUUCAGGCUUCUCAUAAGAGGUGAAAUCGACGACUUUUUCAUGCGACCUGACUGGGAGAAUGCACUCUCGACGAUGCUUGCUGACGUCGUAAGACGCUUCGCAAAGAUCCGCAAGAUCCCUGAGCACCUACAAGACUUGCGUGUUCUUGAAGCGCUCUCUAUAACUCUUAACGACGUAGGGGAAAAUUUCCGCGCGCUCGACCGAAAAACCGUACAGCCUCUAUUGCAGAGCAAGACUAUUUACGAAGAAGACGACCUGGGAUCGCCUUUUGGCACGAGUUACAUGUUUCCGAACGGCGUAACUGCAUUGCAUUUCACUAACGUAGCCUCCUUUAACAUCGUGAUCAAUACGCUUAGACAAGAGUUGAAUACGAUGUUAGAUAUCAACGACCCGAGUCUGAAAGCCGAAUGUCUCGAAUGGAGCAGACAGAUCUGGAAGUCUUGUCGAUAUACCUUGUCUUUGAAACCGCUUUGCUCGGCGUUGUUCAGCAGGCACAUAUGUGUAUCAUAUAUGUUUGCAGGGCCUCCUGACCGAGCUUACCUUCUUGACGUCUUGGAAGAAACCGACAGCUGUCGACAACAUUCUGCCAGAAGGUGGACGGAGUCAGCUGUGUUCUCGCAAUAUAAUAGCCUCCUAGGACGAUGAUCUGGGGAAAGGUGAUAUAUGUGCUCAAUUAUGAGGAGGAUCAACUAUGGCUUGGCCUAAUUCGGUUCGGAAUACCACCCAGGAAAUUCAACUAGUACUAUUAUGAGAGAAAAUCUCUGUACCUCGGAAUAAUGAUGUAUAUAUUCAAAGAAUUCGUGUGUUCAACGUCGACCGUUUGAAGGAUCACUCUAUCCACUCUUUCUUGAUAUGUAAUAUCAACGUACCAUGCUAUGAUUGCGAAUCCUCAAUGAUAACAAUCCUCGUAAAUGAAACCACAAUAGUUUAUUUUAU